Molecule: messenger RNA, 1698 nt
Organism: Aspergillus thermomutatus
Lineage: Eukaryota; Fungi; Ascomycota; Eurotiomycetes; Eurotiales; Aspergillaceae
Product: putative beta-galactosidase
Exons: 2
Coding region: 1-1698 (565 amino acids)
Biological process (GO): carbohydrate metabolic process
Cellular component (GO): beta-galactosidase complex
Molecular function (GO): beta-galactosidase activity
Source: RefSeq, a predicted model, not a curated record
AUGCCUCUGGAAAAUGUCGAGAUCCCUCAUCUUCGGUCCAUCGACCGCGGAAAGCAGCUCAUUGUUCACGGUCGUCCAUUCCUGUUAUUGGCAGCAGAGCUGCAGAACUCAUCGCUUACCUCGGCCGAGUUUAUGGACACGGUCUGGCAGAAACUGGUGGACACUCACGUCAACACUGUGCUAGGAUGCGUCACUUGGGAAAUGAUUGAGCCAGUAGAAAGCCAAUUCGAAUUCAAGGAACUGGACAAGGUCAUUCUGGGAGCACGCAAGCACGGACUUCGUCUUGUGCUACUGUGGUUUGGCUCCUUCAAAAAUGGAAUCUCAACGUACGCUCCGGCAUGGGUCAAGACAAACCCCAAACGCUUCCCCCGUGCGAAAUUGCGAAAGGCGGGAGGUGUCCUACAGACCGCCGAUGUCGUGUCAAUAUUUCACGAGGCAGCUCCUAAGAGCGACGCCAGGGCCUUUGCGCAGUUGAUGCGCCACCUGAAGGAAUUCGACGGAGAUCACUCGACCGUCGUAAUGGUCCAGGUCGAGAACGAAACCGGGUUACUGGGUGACUCUCGCGAUGGCUCUGCCGCGGCAGACGAGCGAUUCUCCCAACCAGUUCCCGAUGACCUCCUCACCUUUCUCGCCCGUGACUGGGACAAUCUCCAUCCCGACCUCAAACGCAACUUGGUUCAAUUCAAAGCACAAGCCUCCCCUCAAGGGUCGUGGGUGGAAGUGUUUGGCAAAGGACCACACACCGAUGAGCUCUUCAUGGCCUACCACUACGCCUUAUAUCUCAACCAGGUCGCCGCAGCGGGCAAACAAGAGUAUCCAAUUCCACUGUACACGAACGUGUGGCAGAACUAUGUUGGUGAUGACGGCGAUAAUGACUUCCCGAUUGUCGCUGGCGGCGGCGGUAUGCCAGGUGAUUAUCCCUCAGGUGGCGGCACCACAACUGUCCUGGAUAUCUGGCAGCAUUUUGCACCAUCUCUGGACUUUAUUUCUCCCGACGUCUAUCUCAAUGAUUAUGCAACCUCCUGCUCCAAGUACCGCCAUCGCGACCAGCCCUUGUUCAUUCCCGAACAACGCCGAGACGAGUAUGGGGCACGCCGCAUCUGGACGGCCUAUGGGUCCUACCAGGCCAUUGGUGUCUCUCCGUUUGGCAUUGAUACCCUUGAGCCAGAAUCGAAUCCGUUCACCAGGCAUUACGCUCUGCUAGAAUUGGUCUCACAGAUAGUGCUAGAGGCUCAGCGACGCCCUGGAUCGUCCGUGGGAUUCUUCUUCGACGAGCUGGCGGCCGACGGCUCUGACCCCUCCAAACCGAUCGUGCGGCAAUACGGGGGUUACGAGAUCACCAUCGAGCGCUGUUUCGUCUUCGGUAAGCCAGGCCCGGGCUGUGGCAUGGUCAUUCACCUCGGAGGCGGCAAAUUCCUCUUGAUUGGGUGGGGAUUCCAGGUCCGUGCAACCGCCUUGUCUCCGACUGCUGCGUUCACAGGGAUCCUACGAUUUGAAGAGAAGGUAGUGGCGAACAAGGAGACAGGGGAGCUUAAGACCCUGCGAGUGCUCAAUGGAGACGAAACACGCAGCGGCGUGUUCUCCAUGAUGCCCAACGAAGACCCGGACUAUGGUGGAUUCCCUAUCUGUGUGACCAUCCCUGCGUGGACAAUGAUUGCGGAAUUGGAGUUUUACUCGCUGGACGAGAGCGAAGUUUGA